Messenger RNA from Limulus polyphemus (Atlantic horseshoe crab), 2477 nucleotides. Its product is annotated as vascular endothelial growth factor A-like. Lineage: Eukaryota; Metazoa; Arthropoda; Merostomata; Xiphosura; Limulidae. The coding region runs from base 287 to 1015 and encodes 242 amino acids. Gene Ontology annotation, biological process: positive regulation of protein autophosphorylation; positive regulation of cell population proliferation. The record is from RefSeq and is a predicted model, not a curated record. Gene Ontology annotation, molecular function: growth factor receptor binding; growth factor activity. The transcript is spliced from 7 exons. Gene Ontology annotation, cellular component: membrane.
UUGGAAAGUGACGUACUAUUAACAGUCCUCUUCGAGGACAUGUGCACCAGUUAAAUGAGUUUGAGAUUAUAUAAACCAACGAAUCUAUCUGGGUUUUAGUUGGCAAGUUUAAUUAAACAGUCCAACCAGUCCUUGAAAAGCCCAAGCUUCUUUUGCUUGUACAGGUAGAGGAAUUAAGCACGACCUACGUUCACUCAAGUGGAAACAGCUGAAUUAGGCAAUCAACGUUAUUAUAGAGCUAACGAGCUUUUGUACUACAUACUGCGAACGUUCGUUGUGAUUGUGAAUGCUCAUGUAUUUUUCGGUUUUACCAGCGCUGCUUGUCCUCAUUUUGACCGGAAUUUACGCUGAUGACGAGGCUAUUGUGUUCCCAGAAUCAAAUAACAGAACUUACAUAGAUUUGAACAAAAUACAAAUCCCAGAAUCAAUACUGAUCAGGCUUAAAGAUGUGAAGAAUAGUACUGAAUUUAUUACUCGGUUUCUCAUCAGUAUCCCUCUUCAAGGGAGGCUAGGCACCAUUUUCUCAGCAAACGAAUUGGCACCUUCUGCUGGCUGUGAGCCAGAAUCUCAGAUAGUAGAGCUUCCCAAACCAGUUGAUCCGCUGAUAGUGAUAUGGCCUACUUGUACGAGAAUAAAAAAAUGUGGCGGUUGCUGUCCGAGUACUCUACUUGAGUGUGUACCAAAGAAAACCAGUAAGCUUUCUCUGAAGGUUCUUAAAGCCAAGUAUUCCAAAGCAGGUGAUGAAACAUUCCAAUUUCAAAGUUUCGAAGUUUUGAAACUCGACGUUCACGAGAAAUGUUCGUGUGAAUGUAAGGAGAAGCCUUCUGAUUGCACAAGUCAACAGACGUAUAGAGCUGACGAAUGUCGUUGUAUGUGCACGAACCACGAGUCAUCCGAGAGCUGUGGAGAGAACCAGAUAUGGGACUCUAAGGACUGCGGCUGUAAAUGUAAAAACUACUUGAACUGUUCCACAGGGUUUUAUUUUAACCCUCGAUCUUGCAGUUCUAUGGUUUAGGGACAGCCAGGUGGGCCUGGAGAGACAGGAGUGCUGUAGCAGUUAACUAAAGGAUUAAGCUAUUGUUGUUGGCAAAUCAGACAACAGCUGCAGGUGGUCAUGCCCUUUGUCUACAGUUCCCGCUAGCUACUUGAGCUAACAAGCAUCAGUCAUAGGACUGAGUAUGCUAAACGUUUCAGGGUAUUUUUCAUAUAUAUGAAGUUAAGUUCAUGUUUAGAACUAGAGAGCACUGAAAUUGUGUAAAUAAGAUUUCGUGUAACUUAAGAUUUGUACCUUUUCUUUCUCAUUUAAUGUUAAGUGCUCAUAAAGCUCUUGCAUUCAUGACUUAGCUGAAUUUAUUCUGGGAGCAUUUAAGUGAUUAUUUAAGGGAUUUAGGUUCAGUUGCAAAAUGAAGUAUUUAUUUUAAAUUGCAGUUAUUAUUUGCUUGAUGAGGGCAGAGUUACCACAUUUUAUAAAUUAGUUUUAUCCAAUCCUAUAGUAAAGUGUUCCUCAACCCCAAGAAGUACAUUUUUUUAAUACGUAAAAUAAUUUUCUUCAACUUUUCUUUUAACUAGAAAUGACAUUUAUAAAUAACAGAACUCAUUUUAAACCUUUUGCUUUUUUAUGACAUUUUAUCUUACCUGGUAAAACCACAUUUAUUUAACAUUAAUGUGGCCAUUAUACCCCACCUUCCCCUACUUUGCUUUUCUUUCAAGGAAGAGUUCAAAACUAUUGCCACAGGCUAAAGAAAUAAUUUUUCUGAGAUACUAUUUUGUAUUUCAACAACAUUAUCACCACCUAAUGAAUGAAAUAUAAUAAUAUAGUUUGUUUUACUUCAAUUGUGCAGCUAUAUUAUAGCAGCCUAAAAAUAAAUAUUCUAAGAUAUUGUAUUUUAGUUUAUCAAGCUGUUCAGUAAUAUCACUGUAUAAAGAGUAGAAUAUGAAAUGAUAAUCUGUUUUAUUUCAACACUUUAUUUUUCUAUAUUCUUGUGCUAUACUAUGUAUCUGCUUCCAAAUUGUUAUUUGUAGACAAAUUUAAAAUCUUCAUAUAUGCAGGUGUAUGCAGUUUAACAUAAACAGUCGGUCAAGGAAGUAGCUAAGUACCUUUUGCUCUAGUUACUAAUUAAUCUUGGUCAUUCUACAAAGAUAUCACAUGUACUUUCUCAUGGGAAAGUGUUCUGUGAAGUUGUAUAUACUAUGUAAAAGUAGACAGCAGUCUUUUCAAUCAACAAGCCAGGGGACAUCUUGAAAAUAUAAACUCAUUUAUUUUUCAUUGGGAAUAACAAACAUUAAUUUUGUUAAUGCACACUCACCCUGAGAAGAAUUUCAUUAUUGUUUUGUAUAUAUAAUGCUAUGUUUUCUUAGCCUGAAGAAAGUUAUUGAUAGACUUUUUCACAUAUAUACAGAAUGCUUUCUUUGUUAUUCUUCAUGAAAAAACUUUUAUAGUUUUAUGAGUUGAAUAAAGAUUGUUUCAUUUUGUUACA